AUGACAGAAGGGCCUCCUCCCUGGGCAGCCAGCUCUUCUGGCCCCACGCCUUCCUCCACGCCUUCCAAAACAUCGACUCCAAAUCCGAGCGCGUCGCCAGUUCCAGCUGUUGUUCCAUACUCCAAUCCCUCGGGACCAACACCCUAUCCCUAUGCCUCCUGGGGUACCGCCUGGACGCCGAAUUAUUCAUCAUACUCUCAAGGGUGCCAAGGUGCUCCAACCGGGCUUUCCUUCCCACCCAAUCCAAGUUCUUCUCCAAAAGUCCAUCAACCACCCUCCCAAUCGCAGCCCUACAAUCCUUACACCCAUCUCGUUCAACCAGCUCACACAUCUACUCCUACGACGAACGCAACCUCAACACCGUCUGCAUCUAGAGCUCUGGAUCCCUCACCUAUACCACCGCUUCCUGAGCCAGAAACGUACAAGCAUUGGGACGAAGUUAUCGGCAAAUUCCUUCGACGAACGAGGAUGAACCAAGCUGUCAAAGGGCUGCGAGCUGAUAUACUGGUUUUGAAUCCCGAUUGGGAGCAGCAGACGGUGCCGGAUGCGUUGAGGGAACUGGCGAAUGGGCUCCAGACGAUACUGGACCGCAUGGAUUCAAAGCUGAGGAACGAUUCCAUGCAGGUGGAUGGCUCUGUCGACACGACUGCCAACAGUCUCCCUGAGGAGAGGUCACUAGAAGAUCGCAAACUCGACUAUAUUCACCUCGCAAACGGCAUGAAGCCGCGUUCACAAUCCUCAUGCUCCUGUUUCUCCCCUUCUGCCAAUCAUGUCCCGGAUUCACGUUUGAAAGAUAACAAAUCGAUCUCGCAGUUCCUUGCGCGAACCAGGUCUCGGAACGACGCGUCGAAUCGCGCAGAAUUUCUCCACACACUAGCAGAAAAGAAACGACAGGUACUCUCUGCGGCUGCCGAGGAUCUUGGCUCGGAGGAUGGAGCCCAAGCCAUGGAAAUAUCCUCUUGCGCUCGCGUCGACGCAAGACCGAUCGACAGGGAUAAGCAGAUCAAGUACGACAUCUAUAACAACGCUGAAGGUCCCUUGACGAGGAGGGUCAAAGUUGAUGCUCCUGCUAAUGAACAACCUUCGAACUUGCCGAUAUCUGCCCAACCAAAUCCCGCAGCGACCCCAGAAGGAGAAGGUCAACCUCGGAGGAAGCGCAAGCUCGGGGCCGCUGACGAACUCGCGGACAGUGCAUCUGUGACGGAAUUGCCUAGUCGAUCUGAAGGAAAGCGGUCAACGUCGGUGUUAGAGAAGGGAAAUGGCGAUGAGGUCGUUACCGCUGAGCGUCAUCCGGGCUUGGAUGAGCGGGUGCGGAACGUCGAGGCUCAUCUGGCGAUGCGCUAUGUACCCUCUCCGCCCCGAACCUUAUUAGCUCGACUCAAGUACAUCGAAGACCAUAUCGUCAAGCUAGAGAAGGAGUACCCUCCAUGGGCUGCGCUGCAUUUCAACCAGCCCAACCGCGGGUGGCCUCCACCCCCACGAGCGACACCCGUCAUCGUACCUCUACAUCUACGGUCUGUCACUCCCGCUUCAACCAUCACAGAUCCAUCGAGUACGAUUGCCAUACCGUCGACUUCCGCCCUUGGCCCGACGAAAGGCAAUAGCGGAGUGGUAGCGCCUGGUUCAGCGUCGGGUACUUCGGGAAAGCAACGCAACAAGGAUUCAAGCUUGCGCAAGGCGGUUUUAGACCGAUUGGAGGUCCAGCGGGCUAUGAGCGAGAUGAGCGGAAAGGGCGGGCAGGCGUCUUAG
This is a messenger RNA of Cyclocybe aegerita, 1749 nucleotides long. NCBI's taxonomy places the organism in Eukaryota, Fungi, Basidiomycota, Agaricomycetes, Agaricales, Hemipholiotaceae. The record is from the annotation of a GenBank genome assembly.